CCAAACCUUCGUUUCUUUCUUCUCCACACUCACUCAUCACUCACCAGGUUCACUGUCUCCUCUUUUCCCCAUUCUAUUCUAUCUACGCUCUUUAGCUUUUCACUGAUCUCUCGCACAAAGCUACUACUAACCAUGAAUAGCCUUAUCCGAUCCACUCUCAGAACUAAGACUGCAUCAGCUUUAGCAUGUGCAGCGGUUUCCAAAGGUUUUCAGGAAAAUCUACUCCAGGCUCCCUUAUGGUCUAGGUCAAGUAGUACAGAGUCGUCUUUGGCAAAGGAUAACUCAACUGAUGAUGUGAACCCUGAUCAAAGGUUCAAGGGCCAUGAUAUGCUUGCCCCUUUCACAGCUGGCUGGCAGACUACUGAUUUGGAUCCGUUGAUUAUAGAUAAGUCCGAGGGAAGCUAUGUAUAUGACAUUACUGGGAAGAAAUAUCUUGACCCACUUGCUGGUCUAUGGUGCACUGCUUUAGGGGGGAAUGAGCAACGCCUUAUUGAUGCUGCCACUGCACAAUUAAAGAAGUUGCCAUUUUACCAUUCUUUUUGGAAUCGAACCACAAAACCUUCAUUGGAUCUAGCCAAGGAGCUCCUACAAUUUUUUACAGCCAGAAAAAUGGCUAAAGCCUUUUUUGUUAAUAGUGGAUCAGAAGCCAACGACACUCAGGUAAAAAUUGUAUGGUAUUAUAACAAUGCACUUGGAAGACCAAAUAAAAAGAAAUUCAUAGCUCGUGCUAAAUCGUAUCAUGGUUCAACGUUGAUAGCAGCCAGUCUUUCCGGUCUUCCAGCUUUGCAUCAAAAUUUUGAUUUGCCAGCUCCUUUUGUCUUGCAUACUGAUUGUCCACACUACUGGCGGUAUCAUCUUCCAGGUGAGACAGAGGAAGAGUUUUCAACCAGAUUGGCCAACAACUUGGAGGAGCUAAUUCUGAAAGAGGGACCGGAUACAAUUGCUGCAUUUAUUGCAGAACCAGUAAUGGGGGCUGGAGGUGUAAUACUUCCACCAUCAACUUAUUUUGAGAAGAUCCAAGCUGUUGUGAAAAAGUAUGACAUUCUUUUUAUUGCGGAUGAGGUGAUCUGUGCCUUUGGCAGGCUUGGGACAAUGUUUGGAUGUGAUAAGUAUAACAUUAAGCCAGACCUUGUUUCCUUGGCAAAGGCACUUUCUUCUGCAUAUAUGCCUAUUGGAGCUGUCCUUGUGAGCCCAGAAAUUUCAGAAGUUAUACAUUCGCAAAGCAACAAACUUGGCUCAUUUUCUCAUGGGUUCACUUAUUCUGGAUCACCCGUACCCUGUGCCGUUGCAAUUGAAACACUCAAAAUCUACAAGGAAACAAAUAUUGUUGAGAAAGUGAACAAGAUAUCUCCAAGGUUCCAAGAUGGCUUAAAAGCUUUUUCUGACAGUCCCAUCAUCGGAGAGAUACGGGGAACUGGCUUGAUCCUGGGGACUGAGUUCACAGACAACAAAUCGCCUAAUGAUCCAUUUCCUCCUGAAUGGGGAGUAGGUGCCUAUUUCGGAGCACAAUGUCAGAAGCAUGGGAUGUUAGUUCGUGUAGCUGGAGAUAGUAUCAUGAUGUCUCCACCAUAUAUUAUAACACCUGAAGAAGUUGACGAGUUAAUAAGCAUUUAUGGGAAAGCUUUAAGAGAGACGGAAAAGAAAGUAGAGGAGCUGAAGUCUCAACGCAAGUAGCUCAAGCCCAUGACGAUGGCAUAAUAAAAUCUGUUUUGUAAUAUCCUAGACAAAUUACUCUUAAUAGAACUUUGUUCCAACCUUUUAGUUAUUGUAAAUAUUAGUUUGUGUGUGAUUUGGAUCCCUGUUAAAGUAAACUGUGCAGAAGUGCAAUUCCAAAUUUAAGGACGAAAGUUUAUAUAAUUUGAACUGAAA
Cicer arietinum (chickpea) is the source of this 1869-nucleotide messenger RNA. RefSeq names its product gamma aminobutyrate transaminase 1, mitochondrial. Gene Ontology annotation, biological process: biotin biosynthetic process. Gene Ontology annotation, molecular function: pyridoxal phosphate binding; S-adenosyl-L-methionine:8-amino-7-oxononanoate transaminase activity. Lineage: Eukaryota; Viridiplantae; Streptophyta; Magnoliopsida; Fabales; Fabaceae. The record is from RefSeq and is a predicted model, not a curated record.